CGACGCCCAUCGCGUCUCGAUCUGGCGCCCAUCUGCAGCCCUGUCGCCCAUGGCUGGAGCGAGGCUACAGUGAAGCCCGAUCCCUGCUCUAGCUGCUAGCCACGGCGUGGGGGUCAGCUGCUGCUGCUGCUGCUGCCGCCUUCAAUUCGAGCCUUCGUGUAGCUCCCAACGCACGCCGGUGCGGUGCAGUGCGGGUGCGGCUCGCCGGCCGGCGGCUCGUCCGUCCCCGCGCUAUAAAUACUGGCGCGCUACCUACUCGAUCGAUCGUCCCCACACUUCUUGCUGAGAGCCUGAGCCCCUGAGCCCUGAGCUUCUCCGCUUCUCUUUCCCCUCUUCUUCUUCCCCCCGUUUUGUCUGCCCCCUGGCGUACCGCCAUAGCUGCCGGCGAGAUGGAUCAGAAGGCGAGGAGGCGCCACGUCGUGCCGGCGUUCGGGGAGUGGAACUACUACUACCAGUGCGACCACGACCAGGCGGCGGCGACGGCGGCGGAAGUGAUGCGGUCGGCGCCCGUCGUCGCCGUGGCGGCGGCGGCGGCGGACGAGUGGUACGCGUCGUACUCGUACGGCGGCGCGGUGGCGACAGCGGAGGCGUGCAGCGACGUGUGGUUCAAGUACUCGCCGCCGCCGCGGAGGCCGACGCCCAAGAAGUCGAGGAGGCCGGAGGGGAGGGUGGCUCCGGAGAAGGGGGCGCCCUACGGCGACGGCGACGGCGACGGCCGGAAGACAAGGGUUGGGCAGCAGCAGCAGCACGCGGCGCGUUCCGCGAGGGCGUACCAGUCCGGCGGCUCCGCCACUGCGCGCACGCCCGCGAAGGCCGGCGCCGCCUGCAGGGUGGUGAAGCGGCCCGUCGACGCCGACCUGUACCAGGUGCCCCCGUCGGAGUUCGUCUCCCGCCGGCCAAGACGGAAGAGGGCAGUGAGUAGCUUGUGGAUGGGUUGCUUGGGCCUCAACUGCGUUGCAUGAGACCAUGACAGUACUCUCUACAAACCAACCUAACCUUUCUGGACUAUGCUAGUACUGUAUUUGUGUGUGUCACUGUCUCUCUUUCUCUCGCUGCCACUAAGGUAGCUUUCAGAUAGUUGUAAGGCAAGAUGCUGUAAUAGUAGUAGUGUGAUGCUACUACCGACGUGAUUUAGCUAAAGCAUGAGACCAUUAUCCUAAUCUGCAGAUUAAUUUUGAGUUCUUGAGCAGCAUAAGCAUUAUUGGCAAUGUUGCCAUCCAUUGUCUCGUGCAU
Oryza brachyantha (malo sina) is the source of this 1233-nucleotide messenger RNA. RefSeq lists its product as uncharacterized. NCBI's taxonomy places the organism in Eukaryota, Viridiplantae, Streptophyta, Magnoliopsida, Poales, Poaceae. The coding region runs from base 390 to 962 and encodes 190 amino acids. The transcript has 3 exons. The record is from RefSeq and is a predicted model, not a curated record.